Messenger RNA from Linum tenue, 798 nucleotides. NCBI's taxonomy places the organism in Eukaryota, Viridiplantae, Streptophyta, Magnoliopsida, Malpighiales, Linaceae. The record is from the annotation of a GenBank genome assembly.
AUGGCUCCGAAGCGCUCCAAGAGAAGGGUGGUGGGUGUCGUCCGGUCGACCAGAAAAGUCGUCAAGGAAACCGUCCAGGUUUCCUUCCUCUCCGGCGACGGAGACACCCAGGAAGACGUCGACGACGCCACGCAAGACGACAUCAACAACCUCGUCGACAGCCAAGAAACCAUCGACGUCGACCUCACCCCCGUCGACCAGCCGAUAGUCGUCGAACGACAAGAAGAGACCACCACCGUCCGAACCAUCCCCGUCGAGGAAGUAGUCACCCCGGACGUCGCCGAAGUCCAAAGACACAACAAACCACCAUCCCCAAAAGAGCCCGCCGCCGCUGCAAGCGGCUUGUCCGAAGAAGCCACACAAACACAACAAACGGAAGAAGCGGAGAAAGGCACGGUGGAAGAAGGAGGCGGCGGCGAGAAGAAGGCGAAGAAGAGGAAGCGGAGAGGCGGCGGCGGAAGAGGAGGAGGGGUGGAAGGGGAAGGGUACGGGAGGUAUGUUUACAAGGUGAUGAAGGAGGUGCAUCCGGAGAUGAGGAUAUCGGCGAUGGCCAUGAGCAUCGUGAACAGCCUGAUGAAGGACAUGUUCGAGCGGAUCGCCGACGAGGCCGCCACCCUGACGUCGCGGGUGUCGCGGAAGCAGACGAUGUCGUUUCGGGAGGUGCAGGACGCGGUGAGGCUGAUCCUCCCCGGUGACCUCGGGAAGCAUGCCGUUGCGGAGGGGUCCAAGGCGGUGGCCAAGUACGCCGCGUAUCAGAAGAAGAACGAGACCGCCGCCACCGCCGCCAAGGGCAAGUGA